Molecule: messenger RNA, 2320 nt
Organism: Liolophura sinensis
Lineage: Eukaryota; Metazoa; Mollusca; Polyplacophora; Chitonida; Chitonidae
Product: enolase-like
Exons: 14
Coding region: 82-1383 (433 amino acids)
Biological process (GO): glycolytic process
Cellular component (GO): phosphopyruvate hydratase complex
Molecular function (GO): magnesium ion binding; phosphopyruvate hydratase activity
Source: RefSeq, a predicted model, not a curated record
CACCACCUCAAGGCCGAGGCUGUUCAAGGACUAGAGGGUCUGUGAUCACGAAGCACGAGAGGAAUAUUUAAUAGCUUAAUCAUGGCCACAAGAAUCAUCGCCCGUCAGAUUUUCGACAGCCGUGGUAACCCCACUGUGGAGGUUGACCUCACAACCAGCAAGGGAGUGUUUCGUGCAGCGGUUCCCAGCGGGGCCUCCACUGGCAUCUAUGAAGCUCUAGAAAUGAGGGACAAAGAUCCUAAAGCUUACCAUGGCAAGGGUGUCUCUCAGGCCAUCAAGAAUGUUAAUGAUGUUAUUGCUCCAGCUUUUGUGUCUAAGGGACUUGAUCUCUCCAAACAAGAGGAAGUGGACAAGUUUUUACUGGAUUUGGAUGGAACAGAAAACAAGUCCAAGCUGGGAGCUAAUGCCAUCCUCGGUGUGUCUUUGGCAGCAUGUAAAGCUGGAGCAGCUCAUAAGGGUGUACCGCUGUAUCGUCACAUCGCUGACCUGGCAGGAAACAAGGAGGUGAUUCUGCCCGUUCCCGCUCUCAACGUCAUUAAUGGAGGCAGUCAUGCUGGCAACAACCUCGCCAUGCAAGAGUUCAUGAUUCUGCCAACAGGGGCCGGUUCAUUCCGUGAAGCUAUGAAGAUGGGAUCGGAGACCUACCACUGUCUGAAGAAUGUCAUCAAGAAGAAGUAUGGACAGGAUGCAUGCAAUGUUGGAGAUGAAGGUGGAUUUGCCCCAAAUAUUCAGGACAACAGAGAGGGAUUGGAUCUGCUGAUGAAAGCCAUCGAUGAUGCUGGUUACACAGGCAAGAUUAAGAUUGGCAUGGAUGUAGCUGCUUCAGAGUUCUACAGAGAAGGCAAAUAUGACCUGGACUUCAAGAACAAAAACUCUGAUCCAAGUAAAUGGUUGUCCUCGGAUGACCUGUCCAAACUGUACCAGCAGUUUUUGUCCAGCUACCCCAUCGACACCAUUGAAGACCCCUUUGAUCAGGAUGACUGGGAGGCCUACACCAAAUUCACUGCUGCUGUCACUCAGCAGGUUGUCGGUGAUGAUCUGUUGGUGACAAACCCCAAAAGGGUACAAGAUGCUAUCAAUAAGAAAGCCUGCAAUGCCCUCUUGCUCAAAGUCAAUCAGAUUGGCACUGUUACAGAGUCCAUUCAAGCGUGUAAGAUGUCUCAGGCUGAGGGGUGGGGAGUGAUGGUGUCACACAGGAGUGGAGAGACAGAGGAUACCUUCAUUGCAGACCUUGUGGUUGGGCUUUGCACAGGCCAGAUCAAGACUGGUGCCCCAUGCCGAUCUGAACGUCUGGCCAAAUACAACCAGCUGCUGCGUAUCGAAGAAGAGUUGGGAGCAAAAGCCAAGUUUGCCGGUGAGAAGUUCCGUAACCCUCUGGCUUGAAGUAAUGAUACUUUUGUUACUGCCUGAUGGAAGUAGAAUCAACAUGAUUCGUGACUGUUCCUUUCAUUACAUCAAGUAUUUUAUAUUUAAUAAUGCUUAUUAAUAUGUCAGCAGGCAAAGCUUUAUUGAAGAAUGUUAAUCCAUGUGGUUAUUGAGUUGUACAAAGAGUUGUUGAUGUACACAUACUUUUAAUAAUGGUUUCCGUGAGAUCCCAUCUGUGGUUGUUAACAGCAGUAGCUUAGCGUGUGUGUAUGUAGUAACCAUAGACAUGAGCAAGCAGGGCAGAAUACAAACGGGCAAGCUUAUGAUAACUUAGCCAAAUCAGUCACCAGACACUUUCUCACUUUCCAUUGCGCUCAGUUUAUAAGGUAAGAAUGAUUAAAGUCAAGUCUGUAUUAAAAUGAGACUGACUUUCUGUUUAAAUCAAGGCAUACAAAUUUUUUUUUAAAAAUUGUUAAUCUUAUUAGUUGUAAAUUUUUAGUGCUCUAUUUUAUUUUGCAUUUUUUCAUUUAUAAUGAGUAUUUUGCUCUUCUGUGAAGUUUUAAUCCACUUGAAAAGUGAUGACAUAUUGAUCAAAAUAAAUCCUUUAUUAGUGCUUACUAUUUUCUUUGUUCUGCAUUUUAGUGAUAUUGUAUGUGAAAAUGUUUCCUCAAAAAAAGUGAAAUGUUCCGAAAAUCUGGUCAUCUAAGAAAUCAUAAAUAUUACAAAUGCUUAUUUGUACAGCAGAUGUUUCCAAGAUCACAUUUCUUAUCACAGCACACUGUUUGCAUAUAUUCCUGUCAAAGAACAGUACUUAACUAAGUACUAUAUAAUGUCAUGGAAUAUGUUCUCUUUUUUGUCAGUAUCUCCCUUCUCCAGCGUUUUUCUUAUAGCUGCCUUAUAUGGAAAGGAUAAGGUGGAGUAUUGGGAAUAAAAAGAAAACGUUGAAGAAUCUCUA